Molecule: messenger RNA, 1347 nt
Organism: Cyphellophora europaea CBS 101466
Lineage: Eukaryota; Fungi; Ascomycota; Eurotiomycetes; Chaetothyriales; Cyphellophoraceae
Exons: 1
Coding region: 1-1347 (448 amino acids)
Source: RefSeq, a predicted model, not a curated record
AUGGCGCAAGUCGCUCAACCCGCUCGGCCUAUGACGCCUCCUAAGAGGCUGCUGAAUGCACCUAUCCUAUCCCCGAGUAGCAUGCCUCCUCCACCAGUUCAGGCGGCCUCCUCGUACUCCUCAUACAAAGGCCACAUGGGCCUGGAUGUCUUCUCGCCGGUCGACCAAAAUGGUAGCUUCUGCUUCGAUCGCGUUAUAAAGAGCGGCAAGGUUGCCCGUCGCAUAAAGAAGAAACGCGCGUGGAAAGCGAGCUGGAAGCCCGCAUAUCUUGUACUCCGCCCGAACCUGCUCUCCAUCUACGGUAAUGCAGACGAGACCGAUCUGCGCGAAUCCAUUGCCUUGUCCGACAUUACGACUGUGGCGCGUGUCAAGAAGUCCCAUCACGAGAACGUCUUUGGUAUCUUCAGCCCGUCUAAAAACUACCACUUCCAAUCCAGUUCUGAACAGGACACUCUCGACUGGGUCACUCAGAUCCGCCUCGAAGCUCGCACCGACGAUCUCGAUCUCGACCCGCUAGACCCUCCAGCCCCACACUUCUCUCGUUCUCAUCAACAAGACUCUCAGCUGGGCAUAUCGUACGACACUACCGACCUCUCCGCCGACGACUCUCCAGAACCCGUACCCGACUCUCCGUCUGGUCGUCCGGGCAGUAAAAGGGAUACCACCCGCCCUCGCGGCGCCUCCAAUAUCGCCGCCACCGAUUUCUCCGGAACCGAGCAUCUCAACACCUCGUAUUCUUCUUUCAGCGACUUCCACCCCGGGACAUCCGCCCCGAAAGUCGGAAGCCUCUCUACCUCGCUGCCCAAACAAGGCGCACUGUCGCCUAUCGCCUCCGCCCAGCAACUGCGCCCGCCGCUACAAGCGCGCAACACAUCACAACUGUCUCUGGGCGCCGCUGGCGCGCUUGCGGCGGGCGAGACGAACCCUACGGAUCCAGAGCGCGUUAUUCGACAAGGUUUCCUCUCCGUACAGUCCACCAAAACGGGAAUUAAGACGUGGAAGCCGCUCUGGACCGUACUACGGCCCUACUCGUUGUCCUUCUACAAGAACGAGCAGGAGUACGCGGUGCUGAAGAUGCUGCCGGUGUCCAGCAUUAUUGAUGCUGUGGAAGUCGACCCGCUAGGCCGAAAGCACGAGUGGGUCUUUGAGGUAAUCGCAGAGGAGAAGACGCUGAAAUGCUCGGUCCGGGGAGAGGAGGACAUGGUGGGCUGGUUGGGCGCCUUGAAGAGCGUGGUUGAGCGGCAGAAACGCGAAGGGGGGAGAACUGAGCGUGAGAGGAACAGAGAUAAGGAACGAGGUAUGUCAGCCGGGGUUGCAGAUGGCGUGAAAGGCAUGAGCCUGAAGUGA